AUGCUUGUGCAGGCAAAAAUUGAACGUGUCAAGUUUAUUGUGAGAUCGUACAUCUGUACGAGGUUGUUGAAGAGGAAUACGCCGAUGGUUGAGAAGGACCACACGAGUUGUUUGGACUUUGAAAUUGAUACUCUGUCAGACAAGAUUGCCCUCCUCAGUUGCGAAUCAUUAGACAACAUGCAUAGCCAAGGUGUGGUCAUCCCCAUCACUCCUUGUACUCAAUCACAACUCUCCAAUCGGUUCUGCCACAUGGAACGCAAGAAACUUCUACGUCUUUACAAGGCCUUGAUAAGGGGGGGGAUCACACUGUCAGCCUAUGACCUCAUUCCUCCCUCCGCCAUGAUGACUAGAUCCUUAGAGGAAAAUGAAUGGCCCUCCACGUCUCUUGUCCCUCUCUUCGUCUUGCUCGGAUACACCAUCGCAACCACUCAAACAACCUUCUAA
Molecule: messenger RNA, 444 nt
Organism: Laccaria bicolor S238N-H82
Lineage: Eukaryota; Fungi; Basidiomycota; Agaricomycetes; Agaricales; Hydnangiaceae
Exons: 6
Coding region: 1-444 (147 amino acids)
Source: RefSeq, a predicted model, not a curated record